CCCGACAGGAGUUCAGGCAUGUAGACGCACCAGAGGAAACCUGAAGGGCUUUCUUAUUAAACUGGAUCCACAAUCGGAAAACAAAACUUCUCAAGUAAAAGGGACUGACGACAACAACGUCAACUCUGCAUCAUGACGCCGCCAAAACCCCCGAGGAAGAGCCUCAUGAUGAAGACCGGCUCGUAUGACGUCCCCCAGCCGGCCUACGUAGACCCGGACACCACCGUGCCUGAUGCCGCAGAUGAAAACCAGCCCGAGGUGAAAGUCCGGCCUGUACCUCGCCCGAGAUCUAAAAUGUUUCCAAGAGCCCAGAGUCAAACCGACAACCCUGUGGACUCCGCAGCCAAAACAAGCCACGCAACCAAUGAAGCGAGUUCCCAGCACAGCGACGAGUCGGCAGAGAGGCCUCGUCCUGCUCGUCCCCCUCCGAGACCACCACUGGCCAGAUGUUGGUCCACCAGCAAACUAACACCAGUCGUCGACAGAGAGAAUCAAUACAUGAGUUUAAAUACUGAACCCAACGUGAAGCCUCCAGCCAUCGGCGCUGAGAGAAAACCAAAACCCUGUCCCGAGCGCCCCCCCCUUCCCGCCGUCUACUGCGAUAGACUGUCGUCUCUGAAGGAGAAACAUUCCAAGGCAAUAUCAACUCAAGAAGAUACAGCCCACUCCAACCAACCAACUCCAGACAUACCCUCUUUCUCUGAGGAAGAUGAGAGCCUGUGUGGAAUCUACGGUGAAAUGGCGACAGACGCUACAGACAGACCUGCAGUUCCCCCCCGACUGCGUCAGCGCUCCCUGCCAUGCUUCUACUCGGAGAGUGACAGCUUAUCUCUACAGUCCAGAACACCUCCUCCGUCAUUCAACCCACCAUCACCACCACUUUCCACAGGGUAUUCAUCAGAGUCCUUUUACAGUGAGUUAGAGCAUCGAGCCUACCUGGACGUUCUGCCGGAGGACGAGGACAAACUGAUACACAGGAGGUCAACGCCUCCUUCAGGACAACGCUUCCCGAGUCGCGGCGUCUAUUCAGGCCAUCAGACGACCAGAGACACAGACGACAUCAUUGGGAUGUUGAGAUGGUUGACAAGAGUGUCCAAAUGUAACUACAUGACUCCAUCACUGUACGGCCUCAGUAUAGAAGAAGAAAUCAGGUCAUUUGAUCAGAGAGUGAGGGACAUGAGCAAAGCCCUGCGCCUCUACAACCUCCUCCUGAUGAAGCGCAACGAGACCCUGCACAAAGUCAUCGUUGAGUUCAUCUGCAUCUCCGACGCCCUGGACAAGCUGAAGAAGAAGGCCAAAUCCAUGGGCAUCGCCGGAGGCACCACAGGCGCCGUGGGAGGGGUGACUGCAGUGCUGGGCAUCGCCCUGGCUCCUGUGACCAUGGGGGCCUCACUCAUCGCUACAGCUGUGGGCGCCGGCAUGGUGGCCUCCGCCGGGGGGAUGGGCGCCCACACUGCUCAGGCCAAUAAGAAGAUUGUGAAGAGGAUGCAAGUUGAGAAACUAGUGUACGAAUAUAAGUCAGAUAUCGUGGACGUGGAGCUGUGUCUGGAUUUUAUCCUCUCGGGGAUGAAUGAGCUGCGACGGCACGACAUCGGCAGGAUACACCGGGCGGGAGCCGAGCCCGACGCGGUGAAGAUGGCACAUCUGUCGCAGACUGUGCUCAACAACAACUUGAGCAAAGGCAGGAGGACUUCUGCUGCUCACCCGUCGUCUGAAAUGCUGCUCCUGGCUUUCGCUAAGGAGCUGGAUCAGUAUUUCACAGACGAGGAGGGUCAGAAGCUGAGGAAGUCGAGCAAGAGCCGGUUCUCAGGGAGGGUUCGGCUGCUGGCUAAGAAUCUGCAGGAUCAACUGGAAUACCUGAAUCACAUGUGGGAAAUGUUUGGCUGAAUCCGCGAAGUCUUCAGACAAUUUCAGACAUGAACUCCGAAGGAUGUCUGCAGAAUGGGGUCUGGACUUUCUCUGCAGUUUCCCGUCCACACAUGAACAACGGAGCAGGAGAUUCUCCGCUCACACACGUUCAGAGCAGAGCAGACGUCUCCGGAGAGCGGCAAGCAGAGGUUUUCUUCAUCUGUGUCUUCUAUGUGAAUCCAGCCACUUAUCCAUCCUGAGAUAUAUUGUUUUAUUUUUGUCAUUUUUGCAUCCGUCCAUGUUAGAAAAGUCAUAACACGCCCACUCGCUCACGAUCGAUCCUCCGGAGGAUCUCCUGCUGCCUUCUCAGAUCAGCUCCUCGGGACAUUCUCCAGAGUUUAUUCUAGUUGAGUGACAGGAGAAACUCCAGAGAAUGUCCGGAGCCUUUCACUUGGCUAUUUGAGUUCUCAUAUACAUCCCCUUGUGUGUGUGUGUGUGUGUGUGUGUGUGUGUGUGUAUGUGUGUGUGUGUAACUGAAUGACUUUUGCAAUGAAUAAUGAAGAAGAAACAUAACUGCACAAAUCAACUCUUUAUUUGCCACAUAUAUAUUUUAAUAAAUUAUAUAAACCAAA
Molecule: messenger RNA, 2480 nt
Organism: Platichthys flesus (European flounder)
Lineage: Eukaryota; Metazoa; Chordata; Actinopteri; Pleuronectiformes; Pleuronectidae
Exons: 12
Coding region: 133-1887 (584 amino acids)
Biological process (GO): lipid transport; lipoprotein metabolic process
Cellular component (GO): membrane; extracellular region
Molecular function (GO): lipid binding
Source: RefSeq, a predicted model, not a curated record